Meleagris gallopavo (turkey) is the source of this 2321-nucleotide messenger RNA. The record is from RefSeq and is a predicted model, not a curated record. NCBI's taxonomy places the organism in Eukaryota, Metazoa, Chordata, Aves, Galliformes, Phasianidae.
CUCAUAUUCCAGGUGUGAGGACAUCGCUGCUAAUCCUUUGGCAUCUCACAGGUUUGAAGGUCUUGGUGCCAUCCCACAGGAUGCUGCUCGCCCUGCCCCUGCGGGCAGCCUGCAGCCUGCUGGCCUGGCUUUCCCUCUACACGUGGUUCUGCCAUCGCUACAAGCACCGGAGCUAUGAAUGGAGCUGCAGGCUGGUCACGCUGACCCACGGCAUCCUCGCUACGUGUCUCUCUGCUUACAUUGGCUUUAUCGACGGCCCCUGGCCUCUGAGUCACCCAGGAUCCCCAAACACAACCCUGCAGGUCCACGGGCUGUGCCUGAGCCUGGGUUACUUCCUCUUCGACCUCUGCUGGUGUGUGUACUUCCAGACGGAGGGUGCCCUGAUGCUGGCCCAUCACCUGGUGAGCAUUGUGGGCAUCGCCGCAUCGCUGGCGCUCGGUGAGUCGGCCGCCGAGGUCAACGCCGUCAUCUUUGGCAGCGAGAUCACCAACCCGCUGCUGCAAGCUCGCUGGUUCCUCAAGGAGAUGGGCUGCUACCACAGCAUCACCGGGGACGUGGUGGACUUCUUCUUCGUGGUGCUGUUCACUGGGGUGCGGAUCGGGGUGGGGGCCUGGCUGAUGUACUGCGAGCUGACCUCACCGAAGCCCCGCUGGUACAUCAAGCUGGGAGGUGUCAUCAUGUACGCCGUCUCCUGGGUCUUCAUGGUCAGCAUCUGCCGCUUCGCCCGGAGGAAGAGCAUGAAGAAGUACCACGCGUGGAGAAGCCAGAGGGGCGAGGAGCUGAGCUUGAGAGCGAACGGACAUCUGAAAAGCCACUGAUGCUGAGUAAGGACUUCCUCGAGCUCACGGGCUGCCAAGGAGGGGAUCGUGCCUGAGAUGCCGCUGUCGGGAGAGGAGCCAGCACACGUUAGCAGUUCUGGAGCCAAACUUAUUCCUGGCGUAACUCCACUGAAAUCCAUGGAGCUAUGCCAUGGGUUCAUGGGAUCUGCAGCGCUUGGCCUGGCAGAGGCUGGCUCAGCGUGUACGUAAGCACACCCUAAAUUAUACGAGUGAAAGAAGGGCUACUUUUACCUCCUAAACACAACUGGUCCAGCAGUGCAGGUGUACAUAGCAGUGCUAGCAGCUUCCUCCUUCGGUGCUGGUGUGAUCUCAGAAGAAGAGAUGGGAAAACAGCACUAGAUAUUGGUGUUCUGUGUUCUGUACAGUCUAGGCAGCUAGAUGACUCUUUGUCCUGCUAGGAAGAAGCAUGUUGGAGUGUUUUGUGGGAGCUGGGGUUCCUGGCUCAUCCUCCAGCCUGUUGGGUGACAAGUCACUGAACUUCCUAACCCGGUGCCUCAUUUCCCCAUCUGUGAACAGGGGGUGAUGGAGCUGGUCCAUCUGUUACGCACUUUCAGACCUUUACUCGAGAGGUGCUAUGGAAACACAAAACGAUGGUUAUCUCCACUUUGAUCGUUAUCCCCAUGUUUCCUUUGGGAGAAGUGAUGAUGGUGGUUGAGCUACCCUUUCUAAUUCCUUUCUGUAACUUAUUUGCUAACAUAAGGAUAACUGAUUUUCCAGUAGUGUCAGCAGCUCUGCUCAGUGUGAGCACCUUGCAGGACUCGGUGCUCGGAACCCAAAAGUUGCCACCCCUGAUGUGAAGCACUUUGGGGACUUUUUCCCUCCCCUUCACCCUGACUGUUAAAGCUCCACCCGUGCUUUCAAAUCCUGCCUUUAGCUCUCUGAGUGAGCAGCAUUCUCCAUAGGAGGAGCCCCAUCAGGACUGGCAGUAAGUGGUUUUUGGGUGGACCUCUCACGUGGGCACUGCUGUGUCUGCAGAAUGGCAGCUCCUCUUUGCUGUGCUGUUGGUCGUUCCAGAUUCAGGUCAGUGCAUCUGAACCCAGAGGCUGCCGUGGCACUUAAAGAUAGUGGAGGUGCUGGGAAGAUGACUGGAAAAUGCAGCUCACUUAGAAUGAGCAUUGAUGUUUUUCCCCAGGACAGUAGCUAUCAGUUUUGACAAGAGUAUUUCCUGGGAUACGUGGUUAGAGAGAGUCCAGAAUACAUCUCCAAAACAUGCUGGUUAGGGUGUGAUGUUACAAAGCAUGGCUUGUUGUCUGCCUUCUGGGCUCCAGCAUGGAAUCCCAGACCCAAGGAAGAAGUACAAAGCUGUGGAGCACACAGUGGGAUCUGUCCUCAGGCCAGUCUGCAAAGGGAGCUGCAGAACUAGAGUGAAAUAAUAACUUGUGUUUGAAUUACUGUGUAAUAGCAACUAAUGUUCCACCAGUGAAUGGUGUAGAUGCUUUGUAUGAUGUUUUAUAAAAUAAAGAUUAUUUAAUUACUGCUUGA